AUGGCUCCUCGAAACACCAACAACCACACAGACAAAAGAGCUUUGCCCAACCAGUCAACCUCCAAGAAGGAACCAGCCAGACCCUGUACUUCGUUUGUCACUCUCAAACUUCCUUCGGACCUUUUACUGCGAUAUCCACCAUAUGAUUCGAGCUCUGUAUAUGAUAAGGACACCGGCACGAUGAAUCUUCGUUCACGGAACAAACAAAAUAAGAGUCUCGCCGACUCACAACGAAGCCAAGAUCGUCCAAGCGCCGGAGCUGAUGACGGAAGUCCUGCCAAUCAAGACCCCGCAAGUGAGUCCGCCAUGUCCGCCUCCAGCGCCUCUGCUUUCACGCGGCUGAUCCCUGCAGGCAGCCAAAUAGGCUCUGACGCUGUGGACGGCACUCCAAACAGUCAUGGCUCUCAACCAAUAAUCCUUAAGUUCAGACGAGCCCCAAGUCAACGCUCAACACCUUCUCAUCCAACUCCUCUGCAAACUCGCGCCAUAAGUAGGAAGAAGCAAGUCACCUUUGCGCCGUCUGAUCAGGAGAAUGAAACCCCGCCCAAUUCCGACUCCAGUUUCAAUACUGCAAUAACCGAAACGCGCAACUCCCUCGACGACCUCGCAGACAUGUCGGGUUCUCCACCACCUCCCAGACCUGAACGUCCCACCUUGAAGAUCAGCUUCAGUAAGCCUGCCAUUCCUCAGACGGAUAAUACGUCGGCAGUUCAGACACCCGCUCCUCAAAGUGCCAUUCGCACUCCCUCCAUCAAGUUGAAAUUCGGAGGCGGAACUCCUCUUGGUCCUCCUACCCCGGCCUCGGCCACUUCUGUAAAGCGCAAGAGCAAAGCGCAGAAUGACGAUCAGUCUGGCUCCGUUAAAAAGAAGCAGAAACGUCAGUCGGUCGUUCAGGGAUCCGAAGAUGAGCUUUCCGGGCCUGCAUCUGCGCCUGCCCGGCCUAAAAUCACUUUCAAAAAUUCACAUGCGCAGUCCUCCAAGACCGCCCAAACUCCUGCACCCAUCAUCAAGUUGAAGCAAAAGGGAAAGGUUCCCAAGAGACCAGUGGGUGUAGGCUACGAUUCCGAACUCGACGAGAGAGAGAAUGACCCGGUCAUUCUGGAAGGCUUCAUCUUGCGCAUGGAGCCUGGGCCUGACUGUGAUUAUCUACGCAAGGCCGUUGAAGAGGGCACCUUGGGACUUCUGAGAACUGAAAAAGGCCCUGCUAUCAGCAUCAAGAUGCUGGAUCAUUUGGGUCGAAGGGGAAUCCUCAAGAUCAAAGACAAUUCCUACGCCACAAGCCUGGUUGAUCUACCCUGCAUUAUCGAAGGCAUGAAGUCAUGGGACAAAAAGAGCUGGAUCAAAAGCAUUGAUGUUUCACAGAUGUUGCUCGUGCUGGGAAAAUGCAGCAACGAGGAGGAAGCUAAAAAUUACCCCCUCCCGCCCGAUGUGGACGAGAAGACAUAUCAAUACGCCCAUGGAAUUACAGCGCCCAUGAAAUGGGUUCGUAAGAGGCGCUUCAACCGGACCAAACGCGCACGAGUGGACGAUAUCGAAGCCGUCGAACGAAGAGUGGCUCAGCUAUUGGAACAGGACAAGGCGGCUACCACAGUCAAUUAUCAGGUCCUCGACCAUGAUCCACGCGGAGCCGUCGAUGAAAACGAGUCGGCCGAGUCGGACUACGACGAAGACGCCGAAGGCGAAGACGAUGAUAUGUCAGGCUAUUUCGACAACCGCAACGGCCAACAAGGCGACUAUGUCGAAACACCCAUGGAACUCGACGCCCCUGCAGAGGAAGAGGAAGAAAUUGGCGAGGACGAGCUCGCAGAUCUCGAGGGCAUGUUCGACGAGCCUGUUGCUCCGACCGAACCCAGCGUUGAGCCUCUUCCUCUCGGACGUCUCGCCGCUGAAGGUGGCGACUCAUCACUGGCCGUUACCAGUAAUUCGGCCUCGCCCAUGGUUACGGCAGCUCCCACUCCCGCCUCGGCACACGAGCAUUCAUCAGACGAGGACGAGGACGAUGAAGACGAGGGUGAUGACGACGACAUUGAUGAUGCACAGAAGGAAGAAGACGAGGAAGUUCGAAAUGCCAGAGAACGAGUGGCCGAUUUCGCGGCCAAGAUCAAAGAACAGGAGAAUAACCUGGCUGCUUACGAUUCUAUUGUGUUGCGACGCAAGAUCCAACGCACCAUUGAAGGUCUCAAGGGCGACAUGGUCACGUGGAAGAAGCGAGCCGGGAUUCCUCUUGACGACGAUGAAGAAUAGAGAUCAAAAGGACCAUGCGUCGUAAUAGAACAAAAGAAGGGGGAUUGAUCAGCGAGAAUGCUUGUAGGAAGUAUAAAAUGGUUGUAACACUAUCGACUUUGAUAUCGAUAUAGAUUUAAGCCCGACAUAGAGAAUCAAUCAUUAUCGUG
Exophiala mesophila is the source of this 2393-nucleotide messenger RNA. RefSeq lists its product as uncharacterized. Gene Ontology annotation, cellular component: transcription factor TFIID complex. Gene Ontology annotation, molecular function: RNA polymerase II general transcription initiation factor activity. The record is from RefSeq and is a predicted model, not a curated record. Gene Ontology annotation, biological process: RNA polymerase II preinitiation complex assembly; transcription initiation at RNA polymerase II promoter. The transcript has a single exon. NCBI's taxonomy places the organism in Eukaryota, Fungi, Ascomycota, Eurotiomycetes, Chaetothyriales, Herpotrichiellaceae. The coding region runs from base 1 to 2244 and encodes 747 amino acids.